This is a messenger RNA of Halichondria panicea, 2484 nucleotides long. RefSeq lists its product as uncharacterized. Bases 93 to 2324 code for a protein of 743 amino acids. The record is from RefSeq and is a predicted model, not a curated record. The transcript is spliced from 7 exons. NCBI's taxonomy places the organism in Eukaryota, Metazoa, Porifera, Demospongiae, Suberitida, Halichondriidae.
GAUCAGUAAAAUGGGCGUGGCUAUCCGUCUGAUCUGAUCUCAAGAAAGAAAGACACGUACACACUUAAGUUGGCUAGCAUACGUUAGCAGACAUGGAUGAUGAUUUUGGCGACUUCACUGGAUUCAGCCAGGCUCCAAGCAAACCACCAGCCCUGUUUGAAGGCGAUCCAAUCAACACAGCAGUCCAGAACAAUGAGACAAUGUUGAACAAUGAUUUCCAUCUCCCUAUUGACAAUACUACUUCACAGAUUGAUGGUGGUGGUGUUACCAGCUUUGCGCACUUUGAUAUCAACUUUGAUAUUCCGCCCCCACUGAGUCCACCCGCGGCCAACAUCCACUUAGCCGGAGGCGUCCCGUUCGACAUACCCCCUCUACCUGAGAGCCUCUCAUUUGACGACUUUUCACCAGAUACUGAAAGUGAAAACCCGUUUAACAUCCCCCCUGUUAAGGUACCAGUUACCACUGCUGGAAAUGUGACCUCACACCCGAAUAUUGUACAGCCUGUUGCUAAUUUCAGCCCACCCCCGAUUGACUCAGAUUGGGCUGCUGACUUUGGCUCCUUCAGCAUUCCUCCUCCUCUUCCUAUCGAUAUCGCAGAGUCUGGUGCAGGCUGCUUUGAGACCACUAUUGCAACUGAUACAACUGAAGUGACCCUCGAUCCAACGGUUCCUCAAGCUGAAACUGUGCUUGGCACAAUCGAGAGUGUAUUAAAGGCAGACCAAGAAGCAGCCCUACCUGGAAAUGAAAAGAUAUUUGGUGAUUUUAGUACCUUGAAUACCAUCACUGAGUCGACUUCUGGUUUAGUCGCCAAUACAUCUGCUGAGAGCUCCACUAUGGACUUCACUAACUUUGCAUCCUUUGAGCCACCCGUCUCGACUAACUUUCCAACUUCAGUGGACAACAAAGUGACCUUUGGUAGUUUGCAAACCAAUUCAGAAACAUUUCCCGUAGAAGACACUUCUUUUGCUAAUUUUGGCAAAUCUGAUAUCCCACCUUUCCCAGCCUUUGAAGAGAAUGCCACUGGCUUGGAGCCUCUGAAAAGUAUAAGCUCAAACAAUGAUUCGUUUGAUGAUUUCUCAACUGCGAAUGGUGAAACAAAAAGCAACAAAGUGACUCAGUCCGAAAAAGAUGAUUUUGGAAGUUUUGCUACUGCUAAGUCUACAAGUAGUUUUGCUGCAUUUGCUGAACCGAUUGUUUCUUCUAGCAACGCUACAGUUGAUGACUCUGGAGCAUUCUCCAGUGGAACAGGGGAUGAUGGUUUUGGUGAUUUUAAAACCAGCUCUGAUGAUGCAUUCGGUGAUUUCAAAACCAGCUCCGAUGAUGCAUUCGGUGAUUUCAAGACCAGUUCUAGUGAUGGUGACUUUGGCAAUUUUACUACAAGUGGCAAUACUGGAUUUGGAGGAUUCUCUUCAGCAGGCAAUAAAAAAUCAGCACCCUCUAGGAAACCGGAUGUUGGUAGUGUUUUGGUCUCCUGUUUUGUCCUGGAAGGCACACUGAAUGAAGACCUUACCUCUGCCUCCAAACUGCUCACACAGCUGCUGGGAGCUAACACUCAAGACAAAAUGAAUCCAGAUGUGUGGCAGUCCCUACAGCAAUGCAUAGACCUUACAAUUCCACUCUACAAGUGGGACAGCUCAAGUCUCCGUGACAACUUUUACAGUGCUCUCAAAGUGGACCCAAUGCUGAUUUCAAGGCCUUCUACUCUCUCUGUUUUGACAGGCCAUACCAAGUUUGCAGACCCUCUCGGAGGCACCACGGCUGCUGAGGAUCUUAUGGAGUCGUUUGGUUUCGAGGGUGAAGUUGAAGAGUCCAGACGAAGUUCCACCUCUUCACCACCCAUAAUGGGACCCACCCGACCAGUCUCUGGACAUAGGGCCACGCCCACCCUGUUGGACCUCAGCCUGCCAGAGACACCUGGAUCACCCACUGGUCGAAACUCCUUCACACUCGCCGAAGACCUUAUGGGUCUUGAUCUGAAUCCUCAACCACAUAACCAACAGCUAACCUCAAUCCAAGAGCUCCUUCGAAACGAGAGCCUGGUUGUCAACAAAUCAAAAUGGGUGGACUCAAAACUGCAAGAGUUUGGGGAGGGAGAAAAGGAGAAGACAAGUUCACAACCUUCAACCCCAGGGCUGGUGAAGAGACAGAACACAGUGGAGUUGCAGCUGCAGCAGUUGGGACUUGACGCUAACAAAGUGUCUUCUUUUACUGGCAAGAGAAGAGAGUUGAGCCUUGGAGCUCGAACUGUACUGGGACAACUACCAGAGCUAUCGUUUAUGUUGGCUACAGAUAGGGUUGUUCAAACUCAUCAGUAUUCAAUUUAGCAUUAUUAUUAUAACAUGAUGUCACUGUAUAUAUGUACAUUUAAUUUUUUACGCAGGUGUUGUUUGCUUGGCAAAUUUUUUUUUAUUGUGACCGUCUGUAGAUGAAUCUACUCAUUAAUUUUCUGUUGUUUCCUGAUCGAUGUAUUAAUUUUGUUCACGA